AUGACAGCUGCCGUACAAAUCGCCCCCUACGGCACGUGGGAGAGUCCGAUCACAGAAGACCUUUUGGCCAGCGGCAGCAUCCAUCUGGAAGGCCUACACGUCGAUUCAUACACAGGAACACCGUACGUGCUGGAAUCCCGCCCGACAGAGGGCGGAAGAUACGCCAUUGUCGAAGUGGGCGUCGAUGUCGACGUCGGCGUAGACCCAGGCGACCCGACCGCGACCACCGUCACCGUCAGCCGUGACGUCCUACCCGCCGAAUACAGCGCCAUGGGCUCGGUGCACGAGUACGGCGGCGGAUCUGUGGCCAUACACCCGAGCGGCCGCAUCAUCUUCACCAACCAUCCGACCAACGGGGUGUUUUGGCUCGACCCGCGUUCCGGCCAGGUCGAGACGAUUGUGCAGCCGGACCCGAAUGUGCGGUUCGGUGCGUUCAGCACGCAUCCGACGGCGCAGCAGUGGAUUCUGGCGGUGCGAGAGACGCACGUGGGGGAUGGAGAUGGGAAAGGGAAUGGAAACGGAGACAGGGAUGAUGGUGGUGGGAAUCAGGACCAGGAUAAGGACCACGUCCAUGUCCACAAUUCCAUCAUCGCCAUCGACGCACACACAGGAGCCGUCACCACAGUCGUCCAAGGCGCUGAUUUCUAUCAGUUCCCUCUGUUCAGCCCGGACGGCACUCGCGUCUGUUGGACCCAAUGGAACCAUCCCGACAUGCCGUGGACGGGCACCGAGCUGUAUACGGCGGAGUGGGAGGUUUGUCAACUUGAGCCGCAACGGACGCCGACAGAGAUACAGACACAGAUUGACGAGACAGAGACACGGACAGAGAUGCAGUUUGACGAGACAGAGACACCGACACAGACCCAACUUCCGCGUUUGAUCAAUCCCAUCCUCAUCUCCGGCCAAGCUGGAGCAGAGAGCAUCUGUCAGCCACGAUGGGGUCCGGACGGCACGCUGUUUUUCGUCAGCGACAAGACGGGGUUCUGGCAACUGUACAGACUCCAGAAGCAGGAUCAGGGGUCUAGCGGCAGCGGUAGCAGCAGCAGCAUCAGCACCACCAACAAUGGCACCGCAAGUAAUGGCACCACCAGCACCACCACCAUGGCAAAAUGGGUGCAUUUGAAAGGACUGGAAUCAGCCGAAUUUGGCAUUCGAGAACCAUGUCUCGGCAACUGCACAUAUGUCCCAUUGACCAACAACACUCUCGUGGCCAGCGUCUCCAUCAACGCCACGUCGCAUCUGGUCCUGAUCGACCUCGAGGCCGAAACUUACCAGGACCUAGGGCUGGAUGUGGUCGAUAUCCAGAAGAACGCCGUGGCUAGACUGUCGGAUUCGUCGUUCGUCUGUAUCGGCAGCACUCGUACCGCGCCGCAGGCACUUUACCGGAUCGACUUGAGUAAGGAGGAGGACAACAACGAUGCCAACGCGGCUACUAAUACUAGUACUGGCAAUGCCAACAAGCACGAGGAGGACAACAGCAAUGUUAAGAACAACGAUGCCAACACCGCUACCAAUACUAGUACUAUCAAUGGCAACAAGCACGAGGACGACAGCAACGUUAGGCACACCCCAACAAUCACCCUCCUUCGCCCUACAGUCUCUCUAUCCAUCCCAACCACCCAGCUCAGCGUCGCCCAACACAUCAGCUUCCCACGCACCUAUGGCACGCAGAAGCAGGGCCUCUCGCACGCCAUCUACGUCGCCCCCAAGAACCCGGCGUUCCAGGCCCCGGCCAACACCAAGCCGCCGUUACUGGUGUGGAUGCACGGCGGGCCGACGUCGCACGUGACGCCCGGCCUGUCGCUCACCACGCAGUACUGGUCGUCGCGCGGCUACGCCUACGUGCAGGUGAACCACGCCGGGUCGACCGGCUACGGCCGCGCGUACCGAGAGCUGCUGGACGGCGCGUGGGGGGUGGCCGAUGUCGCGGACGCGGCUAGUUGUGUCGCGUACCUUGUGGCAAAGGGUCUGGUCGACGCCACCAAGGUCGGCAUCGUCGGCGAGAGCGCCGGCGGCUAUGCCGUGCUGCAGGCCGCAUGGAUGUAUGCGGAUCUCUGGGCCGGCGGGGUCAGUCUGUAUGGCAUUAGUGAUUUGUUGGGCUUUGCUGAGAUCACGCAUAAGUUUGAGAGUCAUUAUGUGUUGGGGUUGGUGUUUGGCAGUGGGGGCGAGAGCAAUGCGAGCGAAGUGAGCAUUGCGAGUGAAACGAGUGAGACUAGCCAAACUACUGCCAGUGAGACGAGCAUUGCGAGUGCAACGAGUGAGACAAGCGAGACGAGCACAGAGAUGAAGACUAGCAACGAGAGCGAAGCGAGGACAGAGAGUAGGAUGAGCGAUGGGAUUAAGACAAACAACGAGAGGGAGACAAGUGAGACUAGCCAAAUGAGUACUGCGAGUGAGACGAGCAGCGAGAGCGAGACGAACACAGAAAGUAAGACGAGUGACGAGAGAGAGAUGAGCACAGAGAGUAAGACGAGGAAUGAGAGCAACGAGAGCAACGAGAGCGAAACUAUCAAGGAGAGCAAGGGACUCAGCAAAGCGGACAAUGAGCAGGAGCAGGGUCAAGGCGUUCUCACGAAUGGCCUAAACCCGACCAAGCUAGAGGAGAAGCAUCAGCAGGGGCAGAGUAUCAAAGGACAAGUGCAAGGACAAGAGCAAGGACAGAGUAUCAAAGGGCAGGGGAUCAAAGGACAAGGGCAGAAGCAAAGGCAAGGACAGAGGAUCCAAGGACUCACCAAAGCGCAACAAGACGCCAUCUAUCAUAGUCGCAGUGCAGCCUACCACGCGGACCGGAUCCAGGCGCCCCUCCUCCUACUCCAGGGCGCGGCCGACACGGUCGUGCCGCCGGUGCAGGCGUGGACGAUGGAGCGGGUGUUGAAAGAGCUGGGCAAGGAGGUCGAGACGGUCGUGUACGAUGGCGAAGGCCAUGGCUGGCAUAAGGAGGAGACGAUUCGAGCGUCAUUGCUGGCUCAGAAGGCGUUUUGGGAGAGGACAUUGUUGAGGGGGAAGAAGACGUUCUAG
Molecule: messenger RNA, 3018 nt
Organism: Capronia epimyces CBS 606.96
Lineage: Eukaryota; Fungi; Ascomycota; Eurotiomycetes; Chaetothyriales; Herpotrichiellaceae
Exons: 3
Coding region: 1-3018 (1005 amino acids)
Biological process (GO): proteolysis
Molecular function (GO): serine-type peptidase activity
Source: RefSeq, a predicted model, not a curated record